UAAAUAUUAAUUGAGAAAAUGAAUUAAUAAGAUGAAGAUCCUAAAUAUUAGUAGCCUCAUGAAUAAAGAAUAAAUUCUUAUAUGAAAAAACCUGUAAAACUAAGUUAAUUAGAUCCAGAGAUAAUGAAAACAUAUUCAGAAUAGAUUGGAUAGAAUCCUUAACCUGCGAUGCCAAAAUUAUCAUGGUAAAUCAUAAUAUGAAAUUGAGGAUAGGUGGCAAUAAUUUAUGCUGAGACCUGACAUAAGAAAGAAGUAUAAUUAAUAUAGGAGAUUUUCAAAGGAAACAUUACCAAUGUUAGUAUUUGUAGUGUUUUCAACAGGAGUAUUAAUUAAGAUGGAAGGAUAAUAUGAUAAGAUGAAAUAAAAAGUAUAAAAUUCAAAGACUUUGAAAGAGAUAGAGAUAGAAUAAGAGGAUGCUGUAAUAUAAUUAUAUAUUUAGUAUAUCAGGGCAGCAUUGGAAGGAAAGAAAAUUAAUUUAGAUGUAACAAUUUAAGAACCAAGAAAAGAAUAAAGGUAUAAAUUUGAAGAUGAUGAUGAUGAUCAAAAUCUACCUGGAUUUGAUACUUAGGAUGAUUUUUAUGAAGGAUUAGCUAAAGAAGCAAAAUAGGGAGCCAACAUUCCCGAAGAAUAUUAACAAUAAUAUUUGGAAUAUUAGGUAAGAAAGAAAUAAGGAGAUGAAUAAUAAAAAUCUAAAUUUGAUUUAUGAGUAUUAUAUUUUUUAUUAAUAAUCAAUAUGAACAGUUG
Messenger RNA from Paramecium sonneborni, 744 nucleotides. Lineage: Eukaryota; Ciliophora; Oligohymenophorea; Peniculida; Parameciidae. The record is from the annotation of a GenBank genome assembly.